AUGGAUUUUGUCAAAUGCCUUGCUGUCGUCACUCGUGAAGAAGAAGCGGAGGGAAACCUCAUCAGCCCAGUUUUGAAGCAACCACGACGUUUUUAUUUAUUUUUUUUUUCUGGUGAAAAAAUUGUACCUGUCAUUGUAGUGGUGAGCGGCACAAAUGUGGACGAGAGGCUUAAAGCUGCUCGGGAAAGGAGAGAAGAACAACAGAGGUUACUCGCCUCACGGGUGCACAGCAGGUAUGAGCGGGAGCAGCGAGCCAAGCUCCACUACGAACAGCAGCUACAGGAGCGCCAGAAGAAGCUUCAGGAGCAAAAACUCAAGGAGGACAGGAGACGCGCUGCCGUCGAGGAGAAGCGACAGCAGCGUCUCAAGGAGGAAAAAGAGCGAAAUGAAUCUGCCGUGCGCCGGACCCUGGAAAAGAGCCAAAGAGCCCAACAAAACUUCAGCCAAAACGUGAGCGGCAGGAAGCCCGCUAAAAACGCUCCACGUCACAUAGUGCUCAGCACAUGGGAGAAGAACCUGGUGAGUCGCCUGCUAACUCCCACAAGCUCUUAUCUGGCACGGAGCAAGAGUGCUGUUGGUCAGUCGGGAGAAGAAGUUUCGUUUUACUCCACGACCAGUAGCAGCCCAAGCGGCACCCAGCAGAAGCUCCAGGAUCACAGACCACAGAUCCAGAGGCCCCAAAACCAGAGAGCCCAAGACCGGAAACCCCAGAUUCAGAAACCCCCAAAUCAAAGGCCCCAGAUUCAGAAACCCCAGAACCAGAGACCACAGGACCAGAAACUGCAGAAACCCCAGAAACCCCAAAUCCAGACAUUACAGAAGCAGAAACCCCAGAUCCAGAGAACUCAGAACCUGAGACCCCAGAGCCAGAGGCCACCGCCGCCACAUCUGAGUCCCAGCCACAGCCAGAGAAGAAGCACCAGCGGUGUACAGCCCAAAGCAAGCACACCACACACCGCUAACAAGAAGACUCCAAACAUGGGUCCACCUACUCGUUCGCCUACAAACCGUAACGCGGCAACUAAAACGAGCAGAACGGCGUCAUCGCCCUCUCCGGAACGGGCUCACAGGAGAUCAGGCCGGCAGCACUCCAUCCCUCUUCAACUGGACCUCGAGUCGGUUCCCGAGGAAGACGUUCCAAUUUGCAACUCUGCCCUGUCACCUGGCAACUCCAGGCCCGCCAGGGCCUCCACCGAAGACAACAUGGAGGAUUCGCCUGAGACUCUGAGCCGCGAGCCGGAAGUUGAGAGCAGAACUGCCGGAGAUGGCAGUCCCUCCACGAUGCUUUCUGCUCCACCCAAAGCCCUGCUGAGGCCCUUGAAUGGUCCGAUCAACCCAGAAGAGGCCUCUGGAGAGGCUAUGCUGCUCGGGGAGCUGGAGGAGCAGGAGCACUUGGCAGCGGCUGAAGCUGAAAGGCGCAGUUGGGAGGAGCUGCAGCGCCGCAGAGUCGAGGAGCGAGCCCGGCAGCGGGCUGAGACCGAGCGUCUGAUUGCGGAAAAGCAAAGACGCGAGGAAGAGGAGCAUAGGCGGGCCGAGGAGGAGAGAGCUCAAGCCAUGCGUGAAGCGGCUCUUCUGCACAAGCAGAGGGAGGAGGAACAAGCCAGAGAGCGGGAAAAAGCGGCCCAGGUGCAGAAGGAGCGUGAGCUGCUCGCGCAGAAAGAGGAAGCCGAACGCCAAGUUCGAAAAAAGCGGCUGGAGGAGAUCAUGCGGAGAACCAGAAGAACAGUUUCUCCUGACACGAAAUCAGUGACGGUGAGCAUCUUACCGAAGGAGAACAAUGAGCCUCCUGUGCAGGAUGCCGUCCAGCCGCCGGCGGGUUCCAGGCCCUCGCAGGCGGUAACGGAUGACAAGGAAGCCAAUGAUGACAUGGUGCCUGUGGUGGCCUUCAAAGAGCGCAGGUCUCUCCGGACUCUCACCGGUCUGGAAGACAUCCAGACACACCAACGAGCAGAAGUCAUUUGAUCUACGCCGUCACAGACAAGCACGAAAGUCACCACUAUACUUUGAGGACUGUGAUAACCACUAUCUUCUUCUAUGUAAGAUUUCAAGCAAAUGUCCUAAAAGGAUCAAUUCAGCACAGCAGGAAUAUCAAUUCAUUGUGGCUUUUGCCCCCCCCCCCCCCUGACUUCACAUCACAAUUGUGGACACUGUCGUCCUUUGUGUAUUUACAAUCACACCACACUUUUGGUUAUUUGUUGCUGUCAAAGUGCUUUCUGUUCAGAAUGAUAACAUUUAAUCCUGUCUGUAGUGUGAGCAAUUUAUAAGCUGCUACAGAACCCUAAAGUAGUUCCCAAAGACUUUGCUUUUUUUAAGUGUCAGGUAAUGUAUUUUUGCACAAAUAGCUGUGGCUUUGCGUAAUAAUAAUCAUAAUAUAUGCAAUCUUUAUCAAGGUGAUUGAUGAUAUUUUAUUCUUGUUACAUGAAGGCGUACGAAACAAAUCAACAUUUAAUGAUGUUAAGUUUUUGUUACUUGUUAGUAAAAUUUUAACUAAAAUGCACAAGUUAUGCUAUUUGUUUAAGGCUGACUGUGUCUUUGUUGACUGUAAAUAUUGUUACAUUUACGAAAUGAGAUGCCUGCCUAUAUUGUAUAUCAUAUGAAUAUUGAAACUGCUUUGCCAUCCUUCAAACUUUCAAACCAAUAAAAAAAAUGGAAACUG
Molecule: messenger RNA, 2656 nt
Organism: Hippocampus comes (tiger tail seahorse)
Lineage: Eukaryota; Metazoa; Chordata; Actinopteri; Syngnathiformes; Syngnathidae
Product: ensconsin-like
Exons: 14
Coding region: 1-1962 (653 amino acids)
Biological process (GO): microtubule cytoskeleton organization
Cellular component (GO): microtubule cytoskeleton
Source: RefSeq, a predicted model, not a curated record